UUAGUCGUCCCUCACUCAGACUGAGGCACUCGGGAAGGUCGGCAUGAAUGCGAGCUGCGACUCUGCCUUCCUGUAGACCAGGCAGCAUGUGAACGUCAUGCGUGUGGACAUGUAUGCACUUUUUAACAGCUGACUGAAGCCCAAUGGGGUCUGGAGCGAGUCAGAGACAAGAUUCAGUUUCAGAGAACCACGUCUCAUCACAGCCCAACACUGAGACCGAUUCGUCCAACACUUCCUGCCACGCGCCUGUCAUCAUCAUUACUGCUCCGUCACGAGAAGACAUCUUUGCCGUGCCGUCCAACGUCACUAUAGCUGAUGCUAUGAAAGAGCGGAGGCCUGGCUCUACACCUUUCGUAGUAGGGAGGAAAAUCACAACCAGACAGUAAUGCAACAUGAUUUUCCCUGUAGAUAUUUAUUUUUAACUCCAAAACUGACACUCAUGGAAAGGAUUUAAAUGGCCGCAAACUCCGUGAAAGCUCUUUGUUGUCCUCCGUGUGGACACAAAACAAACUACAACGGCGCCAUGCUUGUUGGAAGUCCUACCUGGCGCCUCUCUUCUCAUCUGAGCUGCAAAACCUUUUAAAAACUCAGAGAAUGGACGCCGUCGGCGAGGAUGAACCGGACUCGAUAAAGCUGAAGUCCAUUAAAGACAAGAAAACCUUCACAGUGCCCCAGAAUGACAGGUUUGGAAGCUGCCGAAGUGUCAGGGAGUUUGAGAAACUCAACCGAAUAGGAGAAGGAACAUACGGCAUUGUGUACCGAGCCCGUGACACCAAGUCGGAUGAGAUAGUAGCUUUGAAGAAGGUCCGCAUGGACAACGAGAAGGAUGGCAUUCCCAUCAGCAGCCUGAGAGAGAUAACACUGCUGCUGAGGUUGAGAAAUCCAAACAUCGUGGAGCUGAAAGAGGUGGUGGUGGGCAGCCAUCUGGAGAGUUUGUUUCUGGUGAUGAGUUACUGUGAACAGGACCUGGCCAGUCUGCUGGAAAACAUGCAGACACCAUUCUCUGAAGCUCAGGUGAAGUGCAUUGUCCUUCAGCUGCUCAGAGGCUUGGAGUAUCUCCAUCACAGCUUCAUUAUACACAGGGACCUGAAGGUGUCUAAUCUGCUGAUGACCGACAAAGGCUGCGUUAAGAUCGCUGACUUUGGAUUGGCCAGGAUGUACGGGAUCCCCCAGCCGCCAAUGACCCCCAGAGUGGUCACACUGUGGUGAGUGUUUCCGGACGCUGCAACACGUCCAUCAAUGAAUCCAGAACAUCUGCAGAAACUGUAACAAGUUGCCCUCUUACUUCCAGACGUUUCACUUGAGGCUAGCUAAUGGUGACCUCACACCAAAAUGCGUUGCGCGUCUGACGCUUCAAGUUCGAUGCGUUUGCACUUUGAAUGCAGACGGCUGACAUUUUGCUCCACACCUAGCAUUUUUGCGCAUCUGGUUUCCAUUCAAAGUCUAUGUGGAGGCGCAUCAGACGCGUUGGCUCUAGCCCUCGAUGUUCGUUGGACGCUCUUGACACUCCAAACGGUUCGGCUAGACGCUCGAAACGCACCACAGUGGCCUUCGUCGCGCCUCCACACAGACUCUGAAUGGAAACCAGAUGCGCCUCACGCUCAAAACGCUUUAGGUGUGAACGCACCAUAAAACUCAUGGAGUUGUCUUAUAUGUUGUCUUUAUAUUAAGUAAUGAUGGAAACAAAUCCGUAUGAGCAAAGUUAAGUUUUUUUUUGUCCAAAACUCUCAGAAAUGACUCUCACAUCCUGAAUUUGACGAAGACAAAACGAAGAUUUAAAGAACAUCAGAUUAACUGGUGACCGGUCGGGGUUGGAGAUAAAAGGAGCAUCCAGGCUUAGGCCCAAACUUACUGCGGGUACCUUGGCUGUUACAUAACUGGCAUUUGGAUAAAUGUUUGAGUCCCAGGAUUUGUUGUUUUUAUUUAGCAGCAGCUCUAAUACUUUGCGUGGAAAGUUUCGCUCUUGUUCUGGCAGUAAAUUCUGUCCAAAACAACCUGCUGCUCGUUCACAUGAGGGCUAAAUCUGUAACAUGGCUGCACGUUUGUUUGGACGCUAAGCCACUCGUCUGAUUGCGGAACAGGAUUUAUUUAGACGGCUGUGAUUGCCUGGAGCUUCCUGGGACUUUUUCCAGAAAUAAUAAAGGUCGUCCAUGUUGUUUCGCAUUGGAUGCGCAAACUUCAGCUUAUUUUACUGCUAUUUAAUUUGAUUGAAAUCAACACAAAGGUUUUCUUUCUUUGUAAAGCAAAAAGAAAACAAUACAUGCUGUUUUUUUUGUGUUUUUUUUUACAAAAAUCUGAAAAGUGUGGUGUGCAAUGGUGUUCAACCUCUCCUGACUCAAUAAUUUACCACAUUUUGCUCCAAUUAUGCAAAUCUUUUAGAGCA
This is a messenger RNA of Poecilia latipinna (sailfin molly), 2383 nucleotides long. Its product is annotated as cyclin-dependent kinase 10-like. Gene Ontology annotation, cellular component: nucleus. Lineage: Eukaryota; Metazoa; Chordata; Actinopteri; Cyprinodontiformes; Poeciliidae. The record is from RefSeq and is a predicted model, not a curated record. Gene Ontology annotation, biological process: protein phosphorylation; regulation of mitotic cell cycle. The coding region runs from base 595 to 1209 and encodes 204 amino acids. Gene Ontology annotation, molecular function: ATP binding; protein serine/threonine kinase activity. The transcript is spliced from 10 exons.